Plasmodium falciparum 3D7 is the source of this 5139-nucleotide messenger RNA. Its product is annotated as putative ankyrin-repeat protein. Lineage: Eukaryota; Apicomplexa; Aconoidasida; Haemosporida; Plasmodiidae. The record is from RefSeq and is a predicted model, not a curated record.
AUGAAAGUAAUUGAGCAAGGUAACAAUACCUGUAAUAAUACUUCUCAAAAUAGAGAUGUAACAGAAGAUGGAGUAAAUAAAUAUAUCUUAAACAAAUUAAUAUUAAUAUUUAAUAAUAACAUUAAGUGUAUUCCACCGAAUGAAGAAACGUAUGAUAUAGAAGUUGAUAAUAUUUCAAGGGAAAAAAAAUGUAAGGAAAAUGAGGAGCUAAUAAUCAGUACAAAUGAAAUAUCUGUAAAUGUUGAGAAAAAAAAUUGCGUAGUAGAAAAUAAUGGCUUAAAAAAAAGUACUGCUUGUUCAACAGAAAUGAGCAACAUUAAUAAUGAUAAUAUUAAUAAGGAAAAUAUUAUUGAUGAUAAUAUUAAUAAGGAAAAUAUUAUUGAUGAUAAUAAUAAUAAGGAUAAUAUUAAUAAGGAAAAUAUUAAUGAUGAUAAUAUUAAUAAUAAUAAUAUUAAUAAUAAUAAUAUUAGCAGUGAAAAUAAUAACUGCAUGAACACUCCAAACAAUAAUAAUAGUAAUAAUAAUAAUAGUAUUAAUAUAUUUGAAAAAGAUGAUAUUAAUGAGAUGGAUCAAAAAGAGAGUAAUUUUAUCGCACAAUUAAAAAGAGAAAACGGAUUGGAUAUAUUAAAUAAAGAAGGUUUAUUAGAGAGAACUCACAGUAUUAGUAUUAAUGAUUUAUUCAAAUUAAAUUCAGAUAUAUGUUUUAAUAUUGACAGCACGUUAAAAAAGAAUAACUUAGGUGAAUUGUUAGCUAACGAAAAUAUACCUAGAAAAAAUGAGAGAUGGAAAAGAUAUAUAAAAAAUAUUGAACCAUUUUUAGAUGUACAUACUAUUAUUAAUUUAAGUCAAACAUGUAAAUUUUUUUAUAAAAGAAAAUUUAAAGUUGCAUAUAAUAGAUUAAUUUUUAAAAGUUAUUUAGGAUAUAAUCCUAAAAUAUUAUAUGAAUAUGUUUUUCCAGUUAUAUAUAGACAUUUACAUAGAUCAGUAAGAAGAAGAUUAUGUCUUGAUUUUACUUUAUGUACAUUAAUUAAAGAUAUAACUGUAGCUAAUAUUUUAAAUGAAAUAUAUAAUUUCGAAACCUUAAAUACGAAACAUUUAUUUAUUUAUAAUUUACAAGAAAUCUAUUUUGAUUAUUGUCAUCAUUUGACAGAUAAAACAUUAGAAGUGUUAGCUCAAACAAGGCUACCUUCAUUAAAAACAUUAAGUAUUAAAUGUGUUAGAAAUAAAUAUUUAACAUGUGCACCUUUGACUGUUAUGUUAAGGAAAAGUAAUUGGCCUGUAUUUACCAAUUUCAUUUGCUCCUUUUCAAAUGCUUGGUUAGAACCUAUUUUUAUCAUAUCAAAUUUUAUAAUUAAUCGAGCAAAUAAUCAAAAUCAUAUAAUAUAUCACAAAUUAAAAAAUUUAAAAAAAACAUUAGAAAAUAUGAAAAAUUUCGAUAAUACUAGUAUAUGUACAAGUUAUGAUGAAACAAAUAAAAAAAUAAUUAAUGAUAACAAUAGAUUUUAUUUUAUGAGUUUACAAAGUUGUACAGCAAAUAAUAUAAGUAGAUCAAGUUUUGACGAAGAACACAUAGCACAUUAUAAUGAUCAUCAUAUUAAUAAUAAUAAUAUAAAUACUAAUGCUUCGCAUCUUGAUACACAUAAUGAUAAUAAUAAUAAUAAUCAUCAUCAUUUAAAUAAUAAUAAUAAUAAUAAUAGGAAGAAAUUAAAGUCUAUAUUAAACAGUGAAACAGAAUGUAGUAUUAGUCAAUCAGAAACAAAUAAUAAUUUUAAUUUAUUUAAUAAUUUCUUUUUUAAUACCUUUAAACAUUUUGGUUACUCCACAAAAAUACAAAAUAACGUCAGUGUAAAAGAAGCAAAUCUCAAAAUCGCAAAUAAAAAAGAGCAAGAAGCAGACCAGUUACAUGCUUCUAAUGUUGAUGCAGAUAAUGAUAAAAUAUUUGAAAGGAGUACAGAUAAUGAUGACCUGUUAAAAAAAAAAAAUGUUCAUGAUUCCAUUGAAAAAUUUGUAGAAUUAUCUAAUGUUCAGAAUAAGUGGGGUUAUCUUAAUAAUAAAAUAAAAAAUGAUCCUAAUAUGAAUGGAUACAAUGACGACAAUAUUAAUAAUAUGAACAAUGUUAGUUUACAUGACAAAAAAGAUAUCCUAGAUCAUUUCUUAUCUAGUGAAUAUUAUGCCCCAAGUAUAAAUAAUAAUAAUAAUAAUAAUAAAAGGAAAGACACUAUGAUAAACAAUCAAGAAUUAAAAAAAAUUAAUUCAAAAUCAAAUACUCAUAAUGAUGAAGAAAAGAACAAUAGUCAUUUAAUGGAACAUAGCAACUUAUUGGAUGUACCAAAUUGUUAUGAUUCAGAAAAGGGUUCAGCAUCACAAGAAAAUAAGUAUAAAAUUAAAAUGAACAAUAAUAGUCAUGGUGACGAUUCCAUCACAUAUGAUAGUGAUAUAUAUAAAGAUGUAUAUGAAUAUAUUCAGGAAGAUGAUAAUAAAUGUGCAAGAGAAGAAAAUGGAAAAGUUGAUGAAGACAAAAAUCAAAGAAGGGAUAAAAAUAGGUAUAUAAAUGAUAAUAAUAAUAAUAUUAAUGUAGAUCAAAAUAAUGCAAAGAUGAAAAAGAAUAUUCAUAUGAACGAUGAAAAUAGCUUAAUGGACAACGAUGGGGAAAGAAACAAUAGUAAUAAUAAUAUUGGUAGUAAUUAUAAGAAGAAAAAAUUAGAAAAGAAAUCUUUUGAAGAUAAUAAAAAGAAGACUAGAAUUUGUCAUAAGAAAACAAAAUUAUUAACAGCGGAAAAUAUAUUCUGUAUGAAUAUUUUACAUAAUAAUGUUAAUACAUUUGAUGAAGAGGAAGAAGAUGAUGACGAUGAUGAGGAGGAAGAUGAUGAAGAAAAAAAUUUAAAUAAAUGUAGAUGUAAUGGGAAAAGUUGUAUAUAUACAACAGAAGAAAUUAAUUUUAAAUGUGAUUGUGAUGAUUGUCCAUUUUCAAAUGGUUAUAAAAAUUUAAUAACUGUAGAUGAUCCAUAUAUACAAUCACAUUUUGUACAGCCUAAUUUAGAUAUUUUAGGUUCAUGGGGUAGUAAAUGCUUUCUAGAAAGUAUUGGAUUAGAUAUAUAUGUAAAGGGAUAUAGUGUAGCAUUAAAAAAUGAGAAUAUAAAAAUAUGUAUUAAAUUAAGUAAGAAAAUACAAGAAGAAUUAUAUGAGUUAAGCAAAAGUGAAAAGUAUAAAAAUAAUAAUCUUGUAUAUCUAGUUAGAGAUAAAGGUAGUGAAUUAUUAUCUAAUACACCAUUAACAAUAGAAACAGAUGAUAAUGCCGGAAUAGAUAUGUGGACCUUGCCUAUAUCAUUAGCUAUUAGUAAAAAAAAUAGAUAUUUAUUUUAUUUAGUAUUAAAGGGAGGAGCCAAAAUUGAUAUAUGGGAUUAUUUAGGCAAGUCUCCUUUAUAUAUUGCCUGCGAACAUGAAUGUAAGGAAUUUGUUGAGGUAUUGUUAGAAGAAAGAAGAAAGCGAAAAAAGAGGAAUAAUAUAAUACAAUAUGCUUAUAAAACAUCUACAAACGCGGAUAAUGAUAAAGAUGAGGCACCAACAAGCAACAACAAUAAUGGUAACAAUAAUGGUAACAAUAAUGGUAACAAUAAUGGUAACAAUAGUGGUAACAAUAGUGGUAACAAUAGUGGUAACAAUAGUGGUAACAAUAAUAGUAACAAUAAUAUGCCUCCUGGAUAUAAUAAUGACAAACCAGAAGAUUUAAAAAAAAGUUUUAGUUCUGAAAAAUACAGCAGUAGUAAAGAAGCGUUAGAAGAGGAAUGCACAUAUGAUAGUAGUAAUAAUAAUACAUGUAAUAAAAAUAAUAAUGAUGAAGAUGUGGAGUCUAAUAAUGCAGAUGCUUUAAAAAAAGUAGAUAAUUCAAAUACCAUAUGUAUUAGUCCAUAUGGUAAUACUUGUGAUAGUUAUUAUGUUACAUAUCCAUUUGAUAUAGAAAAUGGAUAUAUACCUAUAAAUAUAGCUGUAAAAAAAAAGAACUUUUCUAUUGUAAAUUCAUUAGUUAAAAAUGGAGAAAAUUUAAAUAUUAUUUGUCCAUUUGUAAGAGAUUAUAAAUCUCCUUUAUAUUUAGCAUGUGAAAAUAAUAUUAGUGAAAUUAUACAACUGUUGUUAGAAAAUAAAGCUAAUCCGAAUUGGUGUUAUCAUAAUAAAUUUACACCAAUUCUAUUAGCAUAUAAUUUAAAUAAGGCAUGGGUAAAUCAUUUUAUCGAUGCAGGUGCUGGAGAAAAACCAUGUGAUAGGCAUAUAUUAACUGAAGUGUUAUCAUGUGCUAUAUUUAAAAAUGAUUUAUCAACUGUUCAGUUGUUAUUAAAAAAAUAUCCUCAACUUAUACAAAAAGGACAUAAUUUGUGGUCUUUACCAUUUAUUCAAGCAGCUAAAUUAGAGAGAUUAAAUAUAUUAAAAUAUUUAUAUUCUGUAAAAAAAGAAAUUAUUAAUCAGUUAGAUGCCGAAAAUGUGUUAUCUCCUAUUCAUGUUGCUGCGGAAGAAGGGCAUGUGGAAGUAUUAAAAUUUCUUUUAGAAAACGAAGUAAACAUUAAUCUCACCAAUAAAUAUCAUCAAAAUGCUUUACAUAUAGCUUGUCUAGAGAAUCAGGAAAAAAUCGUACAUUAUUUGUUAAGUCAUAAUAUUGAUAUUAAUUGUAAAGAUAAUAUUAAUGGUGAAUGUCCAUUAAUGAUAUGUAUAAGAACACGAAAUGAAAAUCUAGCUUUAUUAAUUUUGAAUGAAGGAAAAAAUAUUAAUUAUAAUCUUACUAAUAUACAUGGAGAAACAUCCUUAAUAUAUUCUAUUUUUUAUGGUCUAUAUGAUGUUGCAGAUAUAUUAAUGAAAAGAGGAGCUGAUGUAUCUGUACGUGAUAUUAAUGGUGACAAAUCGUAUAACGUUGCUUGUGAAAGAGUAUUAUCACAUAAAACAUGUAAAAAGGUUUUAAAAAAAUUCCUUAAAUUGUAUCGCUCACAAAAUAAAAACUUCUUACCAAAAAAUAGUAAAAUUAAUAAAAAAAAUAAAUUCUACCAAUCGUAUCAAACUUUAAACCAGAGCUUUUUAAGUAUAUUCCGUAUAAAGAAAGAAAAGAAGAAUAAAAUCAUGUCGUAUUCAAUAGAAAAUGAUAGUAUCCACUAA